AUGACCACCACUCAGCAGGACGGGCCCAACAUGACCACCACUCAGCAGGACGGACCCAACAUGACCACCACUCAGCAGGACGGGCCCAACAUGACCACCACUCAGCAGGACGGGCCCAACAUGACCACCACUCAGCAGGACGGACCCAACAUGACCACCACUCAGCAGGACGGACCCAACAUGACCACCACUCAGGAGGACGGACCCAACAUGACCACCACUCAGCAGGACGGACCCAACAUGACCACCACUCAGGAGGACGGACCCAACAUGACCACCACUCAGGAGGACGGACCCAACAUGACCACCACUCAGCAGGACGGACCCAACAUGACCACCACUCAGGAGGACGGACCCAACAUGACCACCACUCAGCAGGACGGACCCAACAUGACCACCACUCAGGAGGACGGACCCAACAUGACCACCACUCAGGAGGACGGACCCAACAUGACCACCACUCAGCAGGACGGACCCAACAUGACCACCACUCAGGAGGACGGACCCAACAUGACCACCACUCAGGAGGACGGACCCAACAUGACCACCACUCAGCAGGACGGACCCAACAUGACCACCACUCAGGAGGACGGACCCAACAUGCAACAAGACCUGUGA
Messenger RNA from Procambarus clarkii (red swamp crayfish), 618 nucleotides. Its product is annotated as TRIO and F-actin-binding protein-like. The record is from RefSeq and is a predicted model, not a curated record. Lineage: Eukaryota; Metazoa; Arthropoda; Malacostraca; Decapoda; Cambaridae.